Messenger RNA from Aaosphaeria arxii CBS 175.79, 866 nucleotides. Its product is annotated as 40S ribosomal protein-like protein S3. Gene Ontology annotation, biological process: translation. The record is from RefSeq and is a predicted model, not a curated record. Bases 1 to 801 code for a protein of 266 amino acids. Lineage: Eukaryota; Fungi; Ascomycota; Dothideomycetes; Pleosporales. The transcript is spliced from 4 exons. Gene Ontology annotation, molecular function: structural constituent of ribosome; RNA binding. Gene Ontology annotation, cellular component: cytosolic small ribosomal subunit; nucleus.
AUGGCCGCCAACCAGGGAGCUAUUUCCAAGAGGAGGAAGUUCGUCGCCGACGGUGUCUUCUAUGCCGAGUUGAACGAGUUCUUCCAGCGCGAGUUGGCCGAGGAGGGCUACUCUGGUGUCGAAGUCCGUGUCACCCCCACCGUCACCGACAUCAUCAUCCGCGCCACCCACACACAAGAGGUCCUCGGUGAGCAGGGACGCCGCAUCCGCGAGCUCACCUCCCUCAUCCAGAAGCGCUUCAAGUUCCCCGAGAACUCCGUCUCCCUCUACGCCGCCAAGGUCUCCAACCGCGGUCUCUCCGCCGUCGCUCAGUGCGAGUCCCUCCGAUACAAGCUCCUCAACGGUUUGGCCGUCCGAAGGGCUUGCUAUGGUGUCCUCAGGUUCAUCAUGGAGAGCGGUGCUAAGGGUUGCGAGGUCGUCGUUUCCGGAAAGCUCAGGGCUGCCCGUGCCAAGAGCAUGAAGUUCACUGACGGAUUCAUGAUCCACUCUGGUCAACCCGCCAACGACUUCAUCGACCACGCUACCCGCCACGUCCUCCUCCGACAGGGUGUCUUGGGUAUCAAGGUCAAGAUCAUGCGCGGCUCCGACCCCGAGGGCAAGGCCGGCCCCUCCAAGUCUCUCCCCGACUCCGUCACCAUCAUCGAGCCCAAGGAGGAGCAGUCCGUUGUCCAGCCCAUGUCGCAAGACUACGGUGCCAAGGCCAUCGCUGCCCAGCAGGCCGCCGAGCAGCAGAGGCUCGCCGAGCAACAGGAGGGUGGUGAGGCUGCGCCCGCUGAGGGCUACACUGAGGAGCAGCAAUAGAGAACGACCUCGGUUAGCUUUGGGAAUAUGACAAAAGCCGGUGAGGCACUUACAAGGGCGUUGAA